UUUUUAAUAAUAACCUUAGCAAUGGUUGACCUGCCGCGCCUGACCACAAGACAGGCAUCAAAAGAUUUUGUCUUAGUACAAAGAGAUCUAAAAGGCGAUGCAGGUCUACAAUCAUCUGUGUAGUAGUUAGAGGUGCAUUACGAUAAGCUAUGUCGUCUUCUUGCACAAUAACCUACGAUGUAUUCAUCAGCUUCAGAGGUGAGGACACCCGCGAAACAUUCACUGUCCAUCUGUAUAGCGCUUUGAAAAACAUGACAAUCCGGGCAUACAUGGAUUGUCUUCUCCAGAGAGGAGACGAAGUCUGGCCGGCACUCGAGAAAGCCAUCGAGAGCUCGCUAAUAUCGAUCGUGGUUUUCUCAGAAAACUACGCAACCUCAAAGUGGUGCUUGGAAGAGCUCGUCAAGAUUCUUCAAUGGAGGGAAGAUCACAGUCAGGUUGUCAUACCAGUGUUCUAUAGAAUAGAUCCGUCACAUAUACGGCACCAAAGUGGGAGUUUUGAGAAGGCGUUUGCUAAAUACGAAAGAGAUCUUGCAGAGAGUGAAUCCAACAGAGACAAGAUAAGCAACUGGAGAGAAGCUCUCAAGAAAUCAGCUAAUAUUUCUGGAUGGCACUCCAGAAACUAUGCGGACGAUCAUGAGCUCAUCAAAAAGGUUGUGGAUGAUGUACGGAAAAUGCGUAAUCUAAAGCAACCCAUUGUACCAACAGGCCUGGUUGGAAUUGAAGAAACCCGUAAAAAUGUUGACUUCUACAUUCAGCAACACCGAGUAAUUGGAAUUUGGGGUAUGGUUGGAAUAGGGAAGACAACCAUUGCUCAAAUGUUAUAUGCAGAAUCCUUUCCUCAUUAUGACCAUGCUUGCUAUGCGGAAAAUGCGAAAGAAUAUCCGCUUCAAAGGCUUCUUUCAGUGCUAUUGAAGGAAGAAAUUUCCACUGAUGUAAGCGGAUUCAUGAAAAUUAUUAGCAGCCUUAGCAACAAGAAAGUUCUCAUUAUCCUCGACAAUGUGAAUGAUUUUGAUCAACCAUUGUUAGAAGCAGUGUGUGAAGGGUACAAGAACCAUAGUAGAGAAAGUAAACUUAUUAUAACAACAAGACAUAAGCAUUUGCUUGAAAACAGAGUUGAUUGGAUAUUUGAAGUUCAACAAUGGAACGAUUCAAAAUCUAGAGAGCUUCUUAGCCUGAAAGCAUUUGAGGAAAGCAUCCCUCCAAAACCUUACGAGAGUCUGGUAAAUAAGGUUGUUAGGUAUGCUGGGGGAAUUCCAUUAGCUCUGAACCUUUUGGGUUCAUAUCUUCGAUCCAAAAGCAUUCAGUUCUGGGAAAGUACUUUAGAAAAGCUCGAGAAGCAUCCAGAUCAGCGCAUUCAUACUGCCUUUAGAAAGAUUUAUGAUGAAUUGGAAGACCUAGACAAGGAGAUAUUUCUUGACAUUGCAUUCUUUUUCCAUGGAGAAAAGAUAGAUCUUGUCACAAGCAUAUUAAAAGCCUGUGAUUUAUCACCAAUAAGAGGAAUAGAGGUCCUUCAAGAUAAAGCAUUGAUUACUACUAUUCCGUAUGAAAAAACAAUCGAAAUGCAUGGCUUGCUAAGACAAAUGGCUUACGAGAUCGUACGCAAGGAAGAGAAAGACCCUAGAAAACGUAGCCGACUGAGGGAUACUGAAGAAAUUCGUGUUGUACUCAAAGAUAACAAGGAGAGUCUUGAUGCAGUUGAAGGCAUAAUAUUAGAUUUGUCUAAAAUUAAAGACUUGAGUUUGAGUCCUGGCACAUUCGAAAGGAUGAAUAGCUUGAGAUUUCUAAAAUUAUAUAUCCCCUCGGGUCAGAGUUCUGGUAAGAUGAUCCUUCCUACACACCUUGAACCGUUUUCUGGUAAAUUAAGGUACUUUGAGUGGCAUCAGUACCCUUUCAACACUCUUCCACCAAGAUUUUGUCCUGAGUUACUUGUUGAGAUUCACAUGCCACACAGCCGUGUCAAGAAACUUUGGAACGAGAAGCAGGAACUCUAUAAUUUAAAAGGGAUUGACUUAAGUGAAUGCAGAGAGUUAGAAGAGCUUCCAGAUUUGUCUGAGGCUAAAAGUCUCAAAUGGGUGAAUCUCUCUGGCUGCGAGACUUUGCCUACUCUUAAUUCAUCUGUAUUUUCCUCCAACGAACUUGUUUCUUUGAUACUGGAUAGGUGCACAAAUUUGCAGUGUGUUAAGGCCAAAAGGCAUCUGAAGUCUCUGCAGCACAUAAGUGUCAAAGGCUGCUCAAAUCUCAAUGAAUUUGCAGUAUCAUCAGAUUUAAUUGAAAACUUGGAUUUGAGUAACACAAAGGUUGAAAAGCUGGACGAAUCAAUUGGGCAGCUACAGAAGCUCAAAUGCCUCAAUCUAGAAGGUUCAAGAGUUGAGCGUCUUCCAAAGCAGUUAUCAACUCUAAAAUCCCUUAAGGAGUUGAGGCAUUCAUACAGUGAACUAGUAAUUGACAAGCAUCAGUUGCAAGAACUGUUUAACGGCUUAUCAUCUCUACAAAUACUACAUUUGAAGGAUUGUAAUCACUUACUUGAAUUCCCUGACAACAUUGAUGCCUUAUCGAAAUUGCGUGAGUUAAGGCUAGAUGGAAGCAAUGUGACCAGGUUGCCUGCAACUAUCAAGCGUCUUCAAGAGUUGGAAAUUUUGUCCCUAAAGAAUUGCAAGUUUCUUGAGACACUUCCUGAGCUUCCAUCCUCUGUGAAGGAGUUCUCUGCCGAUAACUGCAUCUCAUUGGAGUCUGUAUCAGCUCUAAACACUCUGGCAACAAAGAUGGUGGGAAAGACGAAACGCAUCUCCUUCAAUAAUAGCUUGAAAUUGUCGGCCGGACACACAUUGCAUUCGAUCAUGGAAAGCAUCCAUUCAACAAUGGUGAGUGCUGUAUCUAGCAAUGUCACGGUAAGAAGCUAUGCAACCGAUGUCCAUAGCUACAACUACAAUAGUGUGGAGGUCUGUUUGCCAGGAGACACAAUCCCGGAGCAAUUUGCAUAUAAAACGGAGAAAUCCUCCUCCAUAACAAUUGAACUCCCUGACUCUCCUUCCAACUUUCUUGGCUUUAUCUAUUCAGUGGUUCUUUCACCGCCUCAUGGAAUGAAGAUGCACGGUGCCAAAAUCCGAUGCGAAUACAACUUUGCAGGAGGCAAGAAUUCUUCGUGGGAGGACAUAACCAUAAGUGAAUUGAACUCGGAUAUUGUAUAUAUAUGGUAUGAUCCAUUCCUCACUGACAAAAUUCUUGGACAAUAUGGGACAAGUUUUCAUCUUGAGUUCAGUGUUGCAACGGACACCGGGGAAGCUGAUGAUUCCAUCACUAUUAAAGAAUGUGGUGUUCAAAUCAUAAAUGAAUCUGAAUUGCAAAGAUUUUUGCUGGAAUUAGAUCAGAAGAAAAAGGACUUGGAGGAGGAAUCAUCAAAGCAGCAGUUACAUGCACCACAUGGAUAUCAAAAUCACAGUGACAGCCAUGUCCAGACACCACCUCAAUACUUGAAGAAAGAAAGACUUGAUGAGAAGCAGAGCAAUGUACUGGGUGCAGAAGCGAAGAUGAAAUUUGCUCCCAAUGAAAACAAUACUAGUGGUGGAGAAAGCCAUGAGGAGAACAACAUAGUCAAAGGCGAAGGAAAUGAAGAAACACCAACUGAAUCUGAAGCUGGAUCCCCUCUAUCUAUUGAUUCAGUAAAUAAAAAUGUGUCCAAGGACAUUUCAAUUGAAAAUUAUUAUGAUCAGCCAAAUGGUAUGGAAGAGGUCAAAGAUUUGAAAGAAAAACUACAAGAAGUUCAUCAUAACAUGCGUGGUAUGACUGCUGAUGAACCAUACAAAGAAAAGCAAAAGGAAGCAAAUGCAGAACAAACGAAAAAUCUUGGGCAACAAAACAUAGAUGCUAAGAAACUGCAAGAGCUACACAAAGAAGAAAUGAUUGAGCAUGCUCAACCCAUUAAUUCCAGUAUACCUUCGCACGGCGUGAUCAUGGCUCCUAAGUUGCCUCUGAAAGAACUCCGCCGUCACUUGAAGGCAAAGGUUGAAGCCAACCCUGAAAGAGUAACCCCAGCUACAAAUUUAGCUAUGGUAACUUCUCUUUCUUCCCGUUCAAAGAUUAAAGGCAAAAGAGCAGAAGAUAUCCGUUUGAACCAGGUUCCAACUGAAAAUGCUUCUACUUCUAUUGCACAAAAUCAUGAUAAAAUUACCAUUCCCUCCUUGGAUGAUCCUCAAGUUGCUCUGGAGUUGCUAAAAAACUUCGAUGCAUCGGCGAAACGCCUCCAAAUAACAGAGUUUGUGGACAAUCAUGUUCUGUAUCCAUAUGAUCAUUCCAUAACAAAAGACCUUGAUGUUUCGGCACUUUGUCGUUGGCUUCAAGUUCAAGGGCUUCGCUCAGUGAGCGUUGCGAGAUAUGCAGAGAUGAAGUUCGAAGCGGCCAAACGGGAAAGAGAGGAAGAGUUAAGAGUUGCAAGAGAAGAAAAUGCAAAGUUUGAAGAAGCAUUGAAAAGAAUGGAGGAGAGGGUUUCACAUGUUGAAUCGUUGGAGAAAAGAGUUGAGGAUUUGAAUUCUGAGGUGGCUUCUUGGAGAAGUAAAUAUGAGGAAACUGAAAAGUCGCUGAAAGAAACGGAAAAGAAACUUGAAGAUGAGAAAGAAGUAGGAGCUGAGAGAGAAUCUUAUUGGAAAAGAAGAGAGAGUGAGCUGAUUACGGAGGCGGCAAUUCAGUUGGUUUGGUCGUUUGAAAAUUGCAGGUCGCAGGUUUCCAUUUUGUACCCUAACAUUGAUUUAAGUAGGCUUGGACCUUUCAAGGAGAUUCAAAAUGGGCAGAUAGUAUCCCCCUCUGAUACGGAGGAGACUGAAAGUGAAGAAGACACCAGCAACUUUGACAAUGGUGGUCAUGACGAUGCCCGUGGCGAGUAAAUUAUUUUUGUGAUCCCAAGAUUUAAAUUUUGACAGUGCCAGUCUUGGGAGGAUUUUUUUUUUUAAAAUUAGGAGUGAGAUUAGAGUUCCAAAUUUUUAGGUGAAGAUAAGUACACCACGCCAUUGAAUUACAGCUUGUUAGCAUCUUGGAGGAACUAAUUACGCACUCUUCAAUUACUAAUAAACAUUCUAUUUAUAUUAUGGUGGAAACUCACCUGCACUCGACUGACUGCAGUGAGGUUGCU
Molecule: messenger RNA, 5122 nt
Organism: Arachis duranensis
Lineage: Eukaryota; Viridiplantae; Streptophyta; Magnoliopsida; Fabales; Fabaceae
Product: disease resistance-like protein DSC1
Exons: 7
Coding region: 150-4877 (1575 amino acids)
Biological process (GO): defense response; signal transduction
Molecular function (GO): ADP binding
Source: RefSeq, a predicted model, not a curated record